Apaloderma vittatum (bar-tailed trogon) is the source of this 840-nucleotide messenger RNA. It is a transcript of the gene NUTF2, whose product is annotated as nuclear transport factor 2. The coding region runs from base 21 to 404 and encodes 127 amino acids. The record is from RefSeq and is a predicted model, not a curated record. Gene Ontology annotation, cellular component: nuclear pore central transport channel. The transcript has 4 exons. Lineage: Eukaryota; Metazoa; Chordata; Aves; Trogoniformes; Trogonidae. Gene Ontology annotation, biological process: protein import into nucleus.
GCUUUGGGUGAGGCUUCAGAAUGGGAGACAAGCCUAUCUGGGAGCAGAUUGGGUCCAGCUUCGUACAACAUUACUACCAGCUUUUUGAUGCAGACAGGACUCAGUUAGGAGCAAUAUAUAUUGAUGCAUCAUGCCUUACGUGGGAAGGACAGCAGUUCCAGGGCAAAGCAGCUAUUGUUGAAAAACUCUCUAGCCUCCCUUUCCAAAAAAUACAACACAGCAUCACAGCACAAGACCACCAACCUACACCUGACAGCUGUAUACUCAGUAUGGUAGUGGGACAGCUUAAGGCUGAUGAAGAUCCUAUCAUGGGAUUCCACCAGAUAUUUCUAUUAAAGAACAUCAACGAUGCCUGGGUUUGCACCAACGACAUGUUCAGGCUAGCAUUGCACAACUUUGGCUGAGCUGGCAAUCCCGAGGCACCCGUGCUUUUCUUUUUUGUUUGUUUGUUUUUUUUUCUUUUUAUUUUUUUUCCUCUCUUACUAGUAUUAUUCACACUCACGGAACAUUCCAAAUAUCAUACACAAACCUGCAGCACUGCGGAGCGCGAGCGAGCAAGACCUGUGACCUUCUGCUGAGUUUACAUUGUCACUAGAUGAGUUUCUUGUGCAUGAUGUUUGGAAGUUUAGACUUAGCUGCGUUUGACAAGAGAAAUUUGUGUUGUACCAGCAUGCCUCGGAAAGAAUCUCUAAUGCAAAAAGGUUGUUGUUUCUGUACUGACCAGAUGCUCUAUAACCCAAAGAAAGGAAAGAACAGCAGCCUGUACAGCCCAGAUAUUGAUUUGUUCAGAUGUUUCGAUGCUACGUUACACAAUAAAACCAUAAGAUUUUCUUAACAGUU